CAUUAGGAUAGCAAUAGCCAUAUCCCUUUCACGAGCCGUACUCAUCAUCAUCUCAUGCUUCCAGAAGCUGUUUUCAUUUCCAACUUCAUGAUCUAGCCUAUCUCCUUUCUCUUUCCCAAUACACUCUUUCUGUUCCAUAAUCGAUAACGUGAAUCAUCAAGAUGGUUGCCGAUACUCUAAUUUACCACCCAACCGUCGCCCAUUACCUCAAAUUCGUCGCAUCAACCGUCGGUCGCGAUAAGCUCCUCCGAACCCUUCAAUACUUUUCCCGAUUCUACGCCUGGUAUCUCCUUCGUACCAAUGGGACCUCCAGCGAAAUUGCUCCUUUCGAAGCCAUUAAAAAGCAAUUUGGACUUGCACGUAAAUUAAUGCGGUUUGGCAAGAAUGUCGAGCAUUUGAAAGCAGCUGCUAUCGCUGCGGAUUCUAAGAGUCUUGAUCCGGUGAUCAAGUAUUGUGCUGUGGGAAGACAACUGGGAUAUGCCGGUUAUUUAACCUUUGACGCCCUUACGGUGUUGGAUGCUGCGGGCAUUAGAAAAAGUCCAUCAGCUAAGAGGAUACAGAAGGAGGCCUAUAGAUUUUGGUUGAUGGGACUGCUGUUUAGUACCGCAUCUGGAAUGUACUCUUUGUACAAUCUUCGCCAGCAAUCUGCGAGGAUCGAUAAGAAGGAUGGUGAGGGUGUCGUGACUAGCAAGAGAAUCGAGAAGUGAGUUAAGCCUUAGAUAUGAAGGCAGUUUGCUUGUUACUAAUUUCUCGUUAUAGGGAACGCGCUGCAAUAAAUAUGCAACUCCUAUCGGACCUAUGCGAUAUCACAGUUCCCAGUUCGGCGAUAGGCUUGGCUAAUUUCGAUGAUGGUGUUGUCGGAUUGGCAGGAACUGUGAGCAGUUUGAUCGGUGUCUACAGUCAAUGGAAGAAGACUGCUUAAAUAAUAUACCAUUUAGGCGUCACAGUCAACAGAGCAUUUAAUAAAUUGCCAGGAUUGGAGAUCUUGCAGCUGCUAUUCCGGGCUGUUAAGAUUGGUGAUGGUUAAUGAAAUUUUAUGCAUGAGAUUGGGCCAGUGACACCGUAGCCUUGCAGGUCCAAGUAGUCUGGAAUAAUCUCAUGCAAUUGAAAGACCAUGAUGACGGGCCAGAGUUCACCGGAGUUUAUAAGCGAAAAUUGUAUUUAAGAUAGUGUUAGAUUAUCCUUUUGCCAGAUUGUUCUUCUACCAGUUAUUUUUGGAUUUUCCAAUGAAAAGGCGUUUUGGUCUGGAUUUUAAUUAUGAACUUUCCCUUGAAAAUAUUUGUUAACGGAGACUGAAUUUUGAGCGAAGAAAUCUGUUUGUACAUAUGCCUUUUACUAAGCCUUCUUCUAGGAGCUUCUUAUUAU
This is a messenger RNA of Sclerotinia trifoliorum, 1365 nucleotides long. Lineage: Eukaryota; Fungi; Ascomycota; Leotiomycetes; Helotiales; Sclerotiniaceae. The record is from the annotation of a GenBank genome assembly.